AUGGACCAAAUCGAACGUACUCAAAUCGCCCUAACUGUUAAUGAAAAGAAGAUGAUCUUAUCCGUUCAUAACUAUAUUCAAGAAAAAAUGAAAAUGACCGAUGAAAUAAGAAUAACUGACGAACAGUUAAAGAAAGCCACUAACCUUCGUAAAGAAGUUUCCAUAGCAACAGGGGUAGGUGAAGCAACUGUUGCCCGUGUCGUUGCUGAAUUCAAUAAAACCGGAAAGGUUACAUCAUCAGAACAAGGUCACCAAGCUCCCAAAGAUUUUCACGCAGAAUACGUUAAUGCAGUUCAUGAUUUAAUUCUCUCUGCAAAUAGAGACGGUCUUCCUCUUACCCUUCGAUCCAUAGUCUUUGAAUUAUCUGAAUUAGGCUUU
Molecule: messenger RNA, 378 nt
Organism: Dentiscutata erythropus
Lineage: Eukaryota; Fungi; Glomeromycota; Glomeromycetes; Diversisporales; Gigasporaceae
Source: the annotation of a GenBank genome assembly